Messenger RNA from Sugiyamaella lignohabitans, 3933 nucleotides. It is a transcript of the gene STE6, whose product is annotated as ATP-binding cassette alpha-factor transporter STE6. The record is from RefSeq and is a predicted model, not a curated record. Gene Ontology annotation, cellular component: membrane. The transcript has a single exon. Gene Ontology annotation, biological process: transmembrane transport. Bases 1 to 3933 code for a protein of 1310 amino acids. NCBI's taxonomy places the organism in Eukaryota, Fungi, Ascomycota, Dipodascomycetes, Dipodascales, Trichomonascaceae. Gene Ontology annotation, molecular function: ATP binding; ATP hydrolysis activity; ABC-type transporter activity.
AUGGCUGCAGAGGAUGAAAUCACCUCCACGGCUUCAAAUGAACUCGGCAGUCAAGAAAACAAAGCUGGAAAAAGUUGGUUCGGCAGAAAGAAGAAAGAAAAGUCUGAUGUAACUAAAAAGAAGACUGUAGAAAAGGAAACAGACCCGUUCCAGAAUUAUUCCGAGGAAGAUGCAAAGGUAUUGAGAGAUCAGGUCCAAUUGCCAACUCCUAGCGUUUCAUUGAGAACAUUGCAUAGAUAUGCUAAUAAAAAGGAUGUCGUCAUAUUGACCAUUGGUUAUAUAUGUUCCGUCAUAUCAGGAGCAGCAUUGCCCAUGUUCACACUGGUAUUCGGUAACUUGACGCAGGAGUUCAGUUCGUUCUUUACAUCUACAAAUGCUGAUCCUAACAAGUUCCAAGCGGCCAUUAAUCAUAAUGCAUUAUAUUUUCUAUACUUGGGAAUUGGAAUCAUUGUGUUCUCUUUUCUCGAUACCUAUAUACAUGUUGAUAGAGGAGAGGUAUUGACAGCACGGAUUCGUCAGCAAUAUUUGAAAGCUAUUCUACGACAAAACAUUGCAUACUUUGACAAACUAGGAUCGGGCGAAGUUACUACUCGUAUCACAAACAAUACCAAUUCGAUCCAAGAGGGAAUCUCCCAAAAGGCUGGCAUGAUUGUGAGUGGUCUAUCCACUUUUAUUGCUGCUUUAGUUAUUGGAUUUGUGAGAUCAUGGAGAUUGGCGGUUAUUCUGCUGUCAGUAGUAGCUGCCAUUUCCAUUUCAAUGGCCACUGGGUCUGUGUUUAUUGUCAAGUAUAGCACAAAAUCGAGUGCAGCAUAUGGCAAGGGAGCUACUGUAGCGGAGGAAGCUAUUUCUUCAAUCCGUAACACAAUUGCUUUUGGAGCCCAGAAGAGACUGGUCGAGAAGUUCGACUCUCAUUUGCGAGAAACCAUGAAAUUCGGUAUCUUUAAGGAUAGAUCAUUGACAGCUCUUGUUGCUUGGCUUUGGUCGGUGAUAUAUUUCACGUAUGCAUUGGCAUUCUGGCAGGGAUCACGUUUCAUUGCCAGUGGUGAGAUGAACGUGGGCUCGGUUGUUACAGUCAUCAUGUCCAUGAUGAUAGGAGCAUUCCAACUUGGUCAAAUUGCACCAUCACUUCAAGCUGUCACUGUGGCACUCUCCUCAGCAAAAACAGUUUUCGAAGCCAUUGAUAGAGUACCGGUUAUUGAUAGUGAUUCUAAUGAGGGCGAUAUAAUUGAAAAUAUUCAGGGCCAUAUUGAGCUAAAGGAUGUUCGAUUUGUAUAUCCGUCGAGACCAGAUGUAGAGGUAUUGCAUAGUCUCGAUCUGGAAGUCAAACCUGGUCAGACUGUAGCAUUAGUCGGCAUGUCUGGAUCUGGUAAGUCGACCAUUAUCGGUCUAUUAGAACGAUUCUAUCAACCGCUUUCUGGUAGCGUGAAGAUUGACGGUAGAGAUAUAAGCGAACUGAACCUGAAAUGGCUUAGACAGCAGAUUUCCUUGGUAUCCCAGGAACCAACACUUUUUGCGGUUAGCAUAUAUGAAAACAUUUGCUACGGAUUGAUCGGGUCACCUUUUGAAAACGCUCCUGAAGAGAAGAAACGCGAACUUGUAGUUGAAGCAUGUAAGUUUUCCAAUGCUUGGGAAUUCAUCCAGAAUCUGACUGACGGAUUGGAUACCAACGUUGGUGACCGUGGUUUUCUGUUAUCAGGAGGCCAGAAACAGCGUAUUGCUAUUGCCCGUGCCAUUAUCUCGAAUCCGAAGAUCUUGCUGUUGGAUGAGGCGACAUCUGCUCUAGACACCAAGUCUGAAGGAGUUGUCCAGGAAGCUCUUGACCGCGCAUCCAAAGACAGAACAACUAUUGUCAUCGCCCAUCGUCUAUCUACUAUCAAAGAUGCUGAUAAAAUCGUCGUUAUGUCUCAGGGAGAUGUAGUCGAACAGGGCUCACAUCAAGAGUUGUUAUCCAAGCAAGGCGUUUACUAUGAGCUUGUGCAAGCCCAGUCUAUCAGCAUGCACAUUGAGCAUCUAGAUGAACCUGUCGCCGAACUAUUACCGAUACCAGUCAAGCAAGAACCAGAGCCGGUAGUGAAAGACUUGGAUGACAUUGAAAUUUCUGAGUCUUUGUCCAGUAUUCCUGCAGUGACUGAGGAUUCCAAUGUCGAGGUUAAGCGCAAUGUAUUCCAGCUAAUUGGCCUGAUUCUUCGAUUCAAUAACGAUGAGAAGAAGUUCAUGAUUUUAGGAGCUGUUGCCGCUAUGUUUACUGGCUUUGGCUAUCCAUCUCUGUCCAUAUUAUUUGCUAAACUUACCCAAGCUCUUAUGGUGACUCCCGAACACUACGGUACCAUGCGUCAUAAAGUCAAUGUUUAUACUGGUUACUAUUUCAUGGUCGGAGUUCUGAUGUUUUGCCUUUAUCUUGUGAUGGUAGGCUGUCUAUCCUACUCGGCACAGAAACUUGUCCGAACUAUUCGGCUGAGAGUUUUCCGUCAAUACUUGCGCAUGGAUGUUGAAUUUUUUGAUCGGGAUGAGAAUUCGGCCGGCUCCUUGACUGCAACUUUAGCCAAGGAUGCUCAAGCAGUAGAAGGAUUUGGCGGUGCCACUCUGGGUCAGAUCCUGCAAUCCUUUGUAACCCUUUUUGGUGGAAUUAUCGUUUCUAUAGCCUUUAAUUGGAGACUGGGCCUUGUUGUAACCGCAUGUGUACCCGUGUUGGUGGGAUGUGGUUUCACGACAGUGUACGUCAUGCUUCAAUUGCAAGAGCGAGCAAAGAAAGUUUAUGAAAAAUCCAGUUCAUAUGCUUGCGAGAGUAUCUCUGCUGUUCGCACGGUUGCUUCAUUAACAAGAGAGGAUGGUGUCUGGAGGACAUACGCGGAUAGUGUAGAGGGCCAGGUCAGGCGGUCUCGUGCUGAUAUAGUGAGGUCGUCUCUUUUGCUUGCUCUUUCUCAAGGGUUGACUCCUUGGGUAAUGGGACUGGGCUUUUGGUAUGGAACGACUUUGCUGAAAACCUAUAGCAUCACCUCAUUUCAAUUCUAUGUUUCAUUCAGUUCAGUUGUUUUUGGAGCACAGGCAGCAGGUUCUAUUUUCUCGUAUGCGCCUGAUAUGGGUAAAGCUCGUCAUGCUACCAACAAUAUCUUUAAAAUCUUGGAUGUCACACCAAAGAUUGACACCUGGUCGUCCGACGGUGAAACUUUAGAUGUCGAUACUGUAAAGGGAAAUGUGGAGUUCCAGAACAUAUACUUCCGAUAUCCGACUAGACCACAUGUACCUGUUUUACAGGGAUUGAAUCUCAAAAUCGGAACUGGUCAGUAUGUCGCUUUGGUUGGUGCAUCAGGAUGUGGCAAGAGUACUACAAUCAAUCUCAUCGAGAGAUUCUAUUCUCCAUUAUCGGGUCGGGUUCUAUUAGAUGGUCAUGAUAUUUCGAGUUUAAACAUUAACGCAUAUCGAAAUCAUAUUGCCCUUGUACAACAAGAACCAAUUCUAUACAGCGGCUCGAUUAGGGAAAAUAUCAUGCUUGGAAUAAUGGAUGGUCAAAAUGCGACCGAGGAAGAUAUGUAUGCUGCUGCCCGCAAAGCCAACAUCCACGAUUUUAUCAUGUCACUACCUGAUGGGUAUGAAACCUUUGCAGGAGCAAAGGGUACGUUAUUAUCCGGAGGACAAAAGCAACGAAUCGCAAUUGCUAGAGCACUUAUUAGAAAUCCAAAAGUGCUGCUAUUAGACGAAGCUACAUCCGCUCUAGAUAGUGAAUCUGAAAAGAUCGUCCAACAAGCAUUGGACGAAGCAGCCAAAGGUCGGACCACAAUUGCUGUUGCUCAUAGAUUGUCAACAAUUCAGAAAGCUGAUAUUAUUUACGUGUUUGACGAGGGUAAGAUUCUCGAGUCGGGAUCCCACCAACAGCUGCUAGCCAAUCGCAGUAAGUACUACGAAUUGGUGCAAAUGCAAUCAUUACACCAGUGA